ACCAGCAAGUAUUACUUCCUAUUUAAAGAACACACAAGGAAUGUGGCGGAUACUACAAUGACUUCCAUGAGUAAAAUUCUAUCCUGCUGAUGGAUAUUGACGCAAAGCUUUCCACAAUUAAUCAUGCAAUACAGGAACUGAAACAGACACAAAGAAAAAUAUGGGAAAAAGUACACACGAACAGCGAAGAUACGUUUCAUAACCUUGUUAAAAAGCAGUUUGAGAAACUGGACGAGAUUAUACGGGAUUUAGAAGACAAAUAUGGAAAGCAUUACAGUACGUUAAAAGAAGUCACGAACAUGGUGGUUACAUUGCUGUCGAGAGUUGGUGAGCUUACGAUUGACAUUAAAAAACUUAAACGAUAUACAUGUAACACCAAGUCACAAGUAGAGGAGACAACUGAUCAGAGGUGCCAUUUACGAAAAACUGCUACAGUUACACCGAACGAACAAAGUGGGCAUCUGGAAAAUUCGCAAAAUACUAAUGAAGACAACGACCUUCUUGACGAUGGCAUUUCUGGGAAGCAUACUGAAUCUACAAAUGGUAAUUUUGAAUGUGGAAUUUUUAGUCAUAUUUCGUCUGUGGAAAAACAACCAGAUGGAAGAAAAAAUUAUUUGGACAACAAAGAUAACUUUGCACAAGCAGUUAACAGAAUAAAUAAUUCAGACAGAAAAGACAGAAAAAAACAUUUCUCAUCUAACGAAGCAGAAAUAGGUAGGACCAAUAAAACAGACACCAAAGACAGCUUUGCAGAAACAGUUAACAGAAUAAAUUAUUCAGAUAGAAAAGGCAGAAAAGACAAUGUCUCAUCUAACGAAGCACAAAUAGAUAAGACCAAUACUACAGACACCAAAGACAGCUUUUCUGUUGAGGAAACACAACAUAAGGAGAGAAUACACGAUUCAGAGAGCAAUGAUAACAACAUUAAUGUUUCCUUGGACACAGCUUGUGCAGAUUCGAAUAAAAAGAACAAUGAAUUAGUUCCAAUAGAAACAAAUAUGCAUCAAAAUCAGCAGUUAGCUGAAAAUCUGUCAAAAAUGAAGAAUUCCUUAGAUGUUGGAACAGCUACAAUAAAGACAGAGGAUAAAAUUUCACCUAGUCAUGUAAACAGAGUACGCAAACAUGAUUCCGGAUAUAAGCAAAAACGUUCAGCAAUGAGUUCUGAUAACCGUGUGGCUUAUCAUAGAUCCAAUAAUUUAGACACUAAUAAAGAAGACGACUUUUUCGUUGAGGAAACACAGCAUAAGGAGAAUAUUCACGAUACUGAGAGCAAUGAUAACAACAUAAAUGUUUCCUUGGGCACAGCUUAUGCAGAUUCGAAUAUACACAACGAUGAAUCAGUUCAAAUAGAUACAAACAUGCUUCCAAAUCAGCCACUACCUGAUAAUAUGUCAAGAUUGAAGAAUUCCGGAUAUGUUAGAACAGUAAAAACAAAGACAAAAGAUAAGGAUUCACCGAGUUCUGUAAAUAGAGUAUGCAAAAAUGAUUUCGGAUAUAAGCAAAAACGUUCAGCAAUGAGUUCUGAUAACCGCGUGGCAUAUCAUAACAAAGAAACAUGUUUUGAAUUUGGACAUAACGUGCAAUCAGAUAAACAGCUUCAAGAGGAUUCGCCUCCAUCACCUAAUAUAAAGAAUAAAAGUCACCCAACCAGAAGAAAGCCAGAUACGAAUAGACUGUCACAAAUGAGUCAACUGCACGAUUUUGCUGAUCAAGAAUUCGGAUAUAAUCCAGGUCUUUUCAACCAACCACGAUCUACUAGAGAAUGGAUGUCAUACGCUGAACAACUGAGGGAAAAUGCGUGGGUUCGGUUACAGUCUGGAAUGGUAGAGCGCGGACGACAUGGACAUGAUGUUACUUUGGUGUUAGAUUGCUCUGAACGGAUGAGAGGUCAAAAAUUUGAUAUUAUGAUCGAAACAGCAAAGAAUUAUGUGACGGGCAUUAAACAAGUUAAAAUGACACGAAUGUUAGGAGAUAAUAUUGGUCUGGCUGUGUUUGGAGGAACAUCUACUUUGAUAUUACAAUCUACAUGUGAUUACGAUUUAGUAUUGAAGGAGAUUGGUCAGUUGAGGCCAGAAGGAGAAGCACCAUUGGCUGGAGGAUUAUUGAUGGGACUUGCUGGGGCUCUAGGAGGUGGUACUUCACAGAUAUAUGAUAAUGAAGUACCUGGAUAUAUGGUAGUCUUUACUGAUGGGUUGUCUGCGAAUAUUCACACAGAACUAGACAAAGAUAUUAACCCUUCCUAUCUUACAGGCGAUUUUCAGAAGCAUGCUGAGAUCAGCAGUGUAAUAAACAAAAUAGCAGGUUAUGCAGUCAAGAUUUUUUAUGUACCUGUUGGUGACAACGAACGAAAUGAGGUAAUGGAAAGUGCAGUUAGUGAAACCAAUGGCAAAGUCAUAUAUCAUAAAGAAAUACAUCGCUUAGUAAGAUUGACACAAGUUCUGUUAUUAGCAGCACAAGUAGCAUCACAGUUGAGACACUUAGACCAAAAUCCUACUGCAGGACUAGUACGGAGUACAAUUAUUGAAAGGACAUCGAAUCCAGAAGACGCACACGAAGAUUGUGUUGAUUUUGUUAUGGAGUUUCUUACACCUCUUUACACUGAAAAAAGAAGAGGUUUUUUCACUGAAAUGAAAUUUCGAUCACUGCAACUUGGAGACAGAGUACGACGUGGUCCUAAUUGGUUGUAUAACGAACAAGAUUCUGGUCUCGCGGGAACUGUUGUUGGACAUACAUUUGACAGAAAUGUUUGGGUAGAAUGGGACAGUGGUCAUGUAAAUAAGUAUUUUUAUGAUGAACAAGACAACAUUUAUACCAUUCGAAAAGUGCAAGAACCAAGAUUUUUAUUCGAAGAAAUGAUUGCUGUUGGUUGUAGAGUUAAACGAGGCAAUGAUUGGACUUCUGACAAUUCUGAUGGUGGGUAUGGAAGCAUGGGGACAGUUCUUAGUGUGCGACAGGAUGGAUCUGUAGUUGUCCGCUGGGAUUGUAUUAAUAUUGGAGUAUAUAAAAUGGGACAGAACGGAUUGUUUGAACUUCAGAUAUGUGACGACCCCUUUCCAAGUAAAUCGGAUCAAAUACCCGAUUUACCUGUCUAUAACUAUCAAGAUAGCACUGAAAGGAAUACAAAUUAUCAACAAUGUAUUGAUUACCAGUCAACGGGUACAGUAAAGAGUGACGACAAGGAUAUAACAGUGAAGGAAUAUUUUGAUAACUAUGUACUGCCUGUUCACUCUAAAACUGUUAGUGCUAUCUGGGAAUAUGAAAACGAAAAAGAAAAUGUAUGGACAAAGUACGAAGAUGAAAUUAACACAAGAAUCGAGAAAGCUUACGAACGUAAACCAACUGGAAAGACUAUUGUGCAAUACAAUAAAGGAACAUAUAUUGUUUUCUUUACAAAAAUGAUUCAACUAAACACUUCUUCUGGCCAGGAAGUAAGGGUGCGAAGAAAAAAAUUGAGUGCCAUUUAAAAUGUCAACCUGCAACAAUUCGGAACCACUAUAUUUUGAAGUUGGACAAGGUUUACUUUAUUUUUUGACGGUCUAUAGACAUAGUUGUGUAAAACAUAGUGCAAUAUUAAUUAUCGAUAAAGCUUAGAAAAUAAAUUGAAUUAACAGAAA
Molecule: messenger RNA, 3614 nt
Organism: Mytilus californianus (California mussel)
Lineage: Eukaryota; Metazoa; Mollusca; Bivalvia; Mytilida; Mytilidae
Exons: 22
Coding region: 90-3464 (1124 amino acids)
Biological process (GO): protein ubiquitination
Molecular function (GO): ubiquitin-protein transferase activity; zinc ion binding
Source: RefSeq, a predicted model, not a curated record